AUGACUGACCUACCUGAAACAAGUGCUAAGGAAUUUGCAGCAACCCUUCUUCCACUGUAUCAUGGUCCUACCGUCAAGAUUCGGAUAAGCUCCAGCGACCAUGAAUACGAAAUUUCAAAGCACCUCCUUUACAAGGAGUCUAUCUAUUUUACCACAAUGUUCGAAAGUAACUUUGCAGAGGGACAGCAGCAGGUAGCAACUCUGGAAGAAGUGGAAGGAGUAGUCUCGGUGCGGAGUUUCGAAGCACUCAUAAAGUGGCUAUACCUGCGCAGAAUCCAACUCGAUUCCGAAGGCCCAGAAGAUCAAAUCUCGGGUGCGAUAGAGCUCGUCAGACUUGCAGACAUGUGCCAUAUUACAGGCAUUGAAGCUCAAAUGGCUCAGUAUAUCAAAGAUGUACUUGUUGCCAAUCCUGGUCCCCAAUGCGACAUCUUUUGUUCACGACCUAUCGAUACGAAUACCUAUUACCUCACACGUCAACAUAUUAUUUGGGCAACUCUUUUGCCUCCAGGGCAUUUGGUGCGUCGCAUCAUAGCGGCAGCCUCGGUUGAAGGAUAUCUUCGAGACGAGAACUACAAAUUUGUGCAGGAAAGUCAUGAAAUUCCUGCCUUCGGAGCUGACUUGCUUCGAGAAGUGAGGUCAACGCUAAGUCAGAUGGAUUCCGCUACGCAAUUUGAAGACCCUAUCAGCGGAACGAGAAUGAGUAUCAACUGUGGUUCGGAUUUUUAG
Molecule: messenger RNA, 726 nt
Organism: Penicillium canariense
Lineage: Eukaryota; Fungi; Ascomycota; Eurotiomycetes; Eurotiales; Aspergillaceae
Product: BTB/POZ domain-containing protein
Exons: 2
Coding region: 1-726 (241 amino acids)
Molecular function (GO): protein binding
Source: RefSeq, a predicted model, not a curated record